GGGAGGGCCGUGCCGUGCCGUGCCGUGCCGCCGGCGGCCCCGGUGCAGGGCGGGAGGCGGCGGCGGCGGCGGGGCAAUGGCCUGGUCCCGGUAUCAGCUGGGCCUGGCCGCCCUCAUGCUGCUCACCGGCUCCAUCAACACCUUGGCGGCCAAGUGGGCUGAUAACUUCAGUGCAGCUGGCUGUGGUGAGACAGUGGAGCACAGCUUCCAGCACCCCUUCCUGCAGGCUGUGGGCAUGUUCCUGGGGGAAUUUUCCUGCCUGUGGGUGUUUUACCUGCUGAUGUGGAGGGAUCAGCGGAGGCCAGAGCCCAGCAUGGCCCCAGCUCAACCUUUCAACUCAUUGCUCUUCCUGCCCCCUGCCCUCUGUGACAUGACUGGGACCAGCAUCAUGUAUGUGGCCUUGAACAUGACCAGUGCUUCCAGCUUCCAGAUGCUGCGAGGAUCCGUCAUCAUCUUCACUGGGCUUCUCUCUGUUGCCUUCCUGGGACGCAAGCUGGAGCUCAACCAGUGGCUGGGCAUCUUUAUCACCAUUGUGGGGCUGGUGGUGGUGGGGUUGGCUGACCUGAAUAGCUCCCAUGACCAGAAACACAAGCUCAGUGAAGUGAUAACAGGUGACUUGCUCAUCAUCAUGGCUCAGGUCAUUGUUGCUGUCCAGAUGGUGCUGGAGGAGAAGUUUGUCUACAAGCAUGACGUGCACCCACUGCAGGCAGUUGGCACCGAAGGUUUCUUUGGUUUCAUCAUCCUGGCCCUGCUGCUGGUGCCCAUGUACUACAUCCCGGCAGGAGGCUUCAGCGGGAACCCUCGGCAGACGCUGGAGGAUGCCCUGGAUGCCUUCUGCCAGAUCGGCCGGCGGCCCCUCAUCGCCUUGGCGCUGCUGGGCAACAUCAGCAGCAUCGCCUUCUUCAACUUCGCUGGCAUCAGCGUCACCAAGGAGAUCAGCGCCACCACCCGCAUGGUCCUGGACAGUCUCCGCACCCUGGUCAUCUGGGCUGUCAGCUUGGCCCUGGGUUGGGAGACCUUCCACGGCUUGCAGAUCUUGGGCUUUGGGGUGCUGCUGCUGGGCGCUGCCCUUUACAACGGCCUGUACCGCUCCCUGCCCGCCUGCCUGCCGCGGCGCCAGGAGGAGAGCGGCGCCGCCGCCGCCGAGCGGGAGAGUUUGCUGCACGGGGAGAGCACAGCCAUCAACAGCGACAGCUGAGGGCGAUGUCUGCCCUCUCGUUGCCCGUGGCCAUUUCUCCUCCCUUCAUCAGGAAGGUGUUGGCAGGACGGACAUGGUGCUGGUGAUGAUGAUGAUGAUGGUGGCCACCGUCUUUGCAGGACAAACCUCACCCCUGCCUCACUGCCACAGGUCAGGAAAACAUUGCAAGGCUGUUCCUGUCCUUCUUGCUGGGGAGGUGAGCCCCAGCAGUGGUUUGUGUAUCAAAGCCUUUGCCCCUGGUCCCACGGGGCUCUCGGAGGGGACUGGUGGGGGGGGGGGGUUGCAGCUGGGGCUGGGGCUGGCCCUGCUGCUCCCCAACCUGUGUCUCCUCCCAGUAAAGUGCGUCUGCCCAUCCUUUGCUUCCCGUGUCUGUGCUGGUGGUGUGGAUCAUCCUGGGAGGGAGGUGGAGGCUCAGUGGGGAGGAUGUGGAAACAGGGUGUGGUCCCAGGCAGGUUUGGAGGAUGCUGUGUUUCCCCUGUUCUCAAGGGGGUGGCUGUGCAGGAAAUGAUCCUUGGCGUCCUCAGAGGAAGGCAAUCAAACCCCUUUCAUGUGGGGUGUGGGUGAAGGUAACAGACCCCAGGAACUGUUACAGGGGCCUCCUGAUGCACCAGGUUUGGGGGAGCUGGGUCCUUUUUUCCCCUGCCUAUUCCACACUACCCCACGAUCAUCCCCAGGCACAGGCAGCUGCUUUCUGGAGCCUUUAUUUGCUCAUCAGGACUCAUUCCCAAGGAGGCACAGGAGAAAAUACCUGGGGAGGCUUCAACUCUACCUUUAUUAUCUGUUUGGGGCCCGUGGUGGGACCCCAGCAGGAGUGGAGGCAGGGGUGGUGAUGAUGGCAGCGGCAUUCUCCCUCCUGGCAUGGGGACAGGGUGGCAGAGGGAGGCUUGGUGAGGCUGCGGCAGUGAUGGGGAGCAUCACGCAGCUACUCUCUGCAGGAGGAAGGAUAGGAAGGGAGGGGCUGAGCCGCGGCAUGAGGCCCGCUCCAGCCUU
Messenger RNA from Pogoniulus pusillus (Red-fronted tinkerbird), 2188 nucleotides. It is a transcript of the gene SLC35F6, whose product is annotated as solute carrier family 35 member F6. The coding region runs from base 77 to 1198 and encodes 373 amino acids. Gene Ontology annotation, cellular component: membrane; intracellular membrane-bounded organelle. The record is from RefSeq and is a predicted model, not a curated record. The transcript is spliced from 6 exons. Gene Ontology annotation, molecular function: transmembrane transporter activity. NCBI's taxonomy places the organism in Eukaryota, Metazoa, Chordata, Aves, Piciformes, Lybiidae. Gene Ontology annotation, biological process: transmembrane transport.